AUGUCGGCCACAAGUGGUCGUCGUGACAUUGUCGUCAUUGGUGGUGGGAUUAUCGGCUGCUGUACAGCCUAUUAUUUGACUAGACAUCCUUCAUACGAUCCGGUUCAGCACACUGUAACCCUCCUUGAGGCUUCAGAGAUAGCAGGCGGGGCAUCGGGCAAAGCAGGCGGACUACUGGCUCAAUGGGCUUAUCCCAGCAACAUUGUUGACCUGAGCUUCACGCUGCACGCACAGCUUGCAAAGGAACAUGAUGGAAAGAACAGGUGGGGGUAUCGAGAGACCAACUGUGGUCAAAUCGUUGUCAAGGGCCGUGCGAUGAGUGACACGAGCCAGAAGAAGGAAGAAGGCCAGUCUCUUCAAAAGCGCAGCAAUGCCGCAGUCUCCAAGCUCAAGUCUGCCAACAUUCCGAAGGAUCUGGACUGGAUUGAGCCAGAUCUUCUGCGGGCCUACGAGAGUAUGAGCGGGCCCGGAGAAACUGCACAAGUCCAUCCAUAUCUUUUUACCACUUCCAUGGCCAAACUAGCCGAGGAAAAGGGCGCAAAGAUCAUCAUCGGCCAAGUGACCGAGAUCUCUCGCUCUGAUGAUGGUGUAGACUCCGUGACCUACACUGAGAAGUCCUCAGGCGAAGUCCACACUACUGCCGCUACCGAUGUAAUUGUGGCAGCUGGUCCUUGGACUCGUUCUGUGCUACCAGAGGCACCCAUCACAGCCAUGCGUGCGCACAGUGUCGUUAUUGAGCCGGCGAGACCCGUCAGCGCCUAUGCUUUGUUUACCAGCAUCGAAAUCCCAGCAGAUUUCGACCCUUCUAAGCGAUCUCGACCUACCGUGGCAGCUCCGGAGAUCUACACACGUCCUGACGAUACGGUGUAUGCUUGCGGUGACGGGGACCAAACUGUACCACUGCCCAGUACGUCGGCCGAGGUUGAGGUUGAUCUUGAGCGCUGCCAGGAAAUCUUCGACCAGGUCGGUAGCAUCUCGGAUGCACUCCGCGAUGGUAAAGUCCGGACAAAACAGGCCUGUUACUUGCCGAACUGCGAGCGAGGCAAGGGUCCCUUAGUGGGCUUGACACACACCAAGGGGUUGUACCUGGCUGCGGGCCAUACCUGCUGGGGCAUCCAGAAUGGUCCUGGUACUGGUAAACUCAUGAGUGAGUUUGUCUUCCAGGGUGAAGCCAAAAGUGCGAAGAUUAGCUCCUUGGAUCCCCGUGAUCAACUCUGA
Penicillium oxalicum is the source of this 1218-nucleotide messenger RNA. Its product is annotated as NAD(P)/FAD-dependent oxidoreductase. NCBI's taxonomy places the organism in Eukaryota, Fungi, Ascomycota, Eurotiomycetes, Eurotiales, Aspergillaceae. Gene Ontology annotation, biological process: retrograde transport, endosome to Golgi. Bases 1 to 1218 code for a protein of 405 amino acids. Gene Ontology annotation, cellular component: late endosome; cytoplasm. The record is from RefSeq and is a predicted model, not a curated record. The transcript has 2 exons. Gene Ontology annotation, molecular function: oxidoreductase activity.